GUUUUCUUUAUCAAAUACGGAGUGAUGUUCUCUCUUAAUGGAUGUAUUGGUGUUGUCUGUCUAUUAAUUUGAGUUUUCUAUUUAUUUUUAUUAAACUUCUUCUUUUUUCAAUACGUUUUGAUAGAAUGUUUGAUGUUAGUCGAAAGUGUCUUAGCACUGUGUUUUAUUUAAUAUAAUAUUGUAGAUUGUUGGAUUUUUGUGUAGUAAGAGUCACAAAGGAGAAUUAUGGCUAAUUAUAAUCCAAUACACAACACGUUUUCUUCAUUAUUAGUUCAAAGUGGAGACGACGUUUCCGUCAACGAAGAUUGUUUAGUUAUUUUAGAGGAGAUCUCAAGAAAAUUAGAUGCUGAGGAUAGCACUUUGAGAACAUUUCGAAGAGCAAUUGGUUUUGGUGAAAAUAUCAAGAAAAAUUUAAUGCCACUACUUCUACUUGUUAAAGAUGACAGCAAAAUUAGUGAUGCGUCUAAAAUUAUUGAUACAACUAUUAAAAUUUUGGUGAAUCUCACUAUUCCAGUAGAAUAUCUCCUUUCUCAUGAAGCAAUGUCAAGUACAGACGUUGGAAAUCAUACAAUGUUCGAAUUGAAAAAAUUAUUAACUUCCAGUAAAGAAGUUUUUACGGAAAUCAAAAACACCAAAGCAGUAGUGGAUCACAUGAAAUUCAUAGUCGAAUCAGAUUCUCAAUUAGAUUUGGAACAAUGUGACAAUAUUAACAAUUGUUUACUUUUGUUGAGGAAUAUUCUACAUAUUCCCGAAUACAAAUCACCACCAUCUAGCGGUUUCUGUUACACUAGUAUGCAGAAUCAGAUCAUGUGGAACUUAUUCACCCAAAGUAUUGAUAAGAUUAUCAUUUUUCUAAUAUCCUCUUCACAAAAGGGUUACUGGGGCGUUACUCUAGUCCAACUAAUAGCGUUAAUGUACAAAGAUCAGCACGUUGGUACUCUCCAAAAACUACUAAAUCUGUGGUUGGAAGCUUCUUACAGCGAUAGUUCUGAAGAUAAUGAAAGCAAUACUUCACCACCCGAUCAAGGUAGCGAUGAUUCUUCGCCGGUAAUUACUUCGGAUCCUACAUCAGAUUCUAGCGAUAAUGGUGGGAACUAUCGAAAUAAAUCAACUAAUAACAGCAACAAUAACAUUAGCAGCAGGGCGAUAAUAGAAAGAACUAAGAGUAAUCCAACGGAAGCUGUGAGAUCUGCACAAAACAGAACUAAAAGCUUGAAUGCGAUGAAAAGGAAUAAAAGUACUGAAACAGAAACUAGUACGAGCAGUGGAGUGUCUUCGAUGGGACAUAGCAUGGAGUCUAAUGAUAUCGUGAUUUCCGCUAUCCCAUUACAUUUAUCUGGUCAAAAUUUUUCCAAAAGAUCCACUUCGAUCUGCCAAUCUAAUCAAAGCGAAAUAUCUGAUUGCGGUUACGUAACUCAAGUUGAAAAUCAAGAAUCUAUAUCGACGUCCAGUAACGAAGAUGACCAACCGACACAUCAAAAACCAGUACAUCAAAAGCCGCCAACUUUUCAAAAAACACGGUACCAUACUAAUAAAAGCAGAUCAACUACAACUUUGGAUAAAAAGGAAUUGAGGAGGAAGAAGCUCGUGAAGAGAAGAAAAACUAAUAUAAUAAAUAUGAAGGGCUUAAUCCACCAUCUUCCAACUGACGAAGAUAUAGCGAAUAUAUUGAAAGAAUUUACGGUUGAUUUCCUUUUAAAAGGAUACGGGACCUUAGUAAACAACUUGUAUACUGAACUUUUAUCAAAUGUUCACAUCCAUAUUGAUACUUCACAUUUCUUCUGGUUAGUAACAUAUUUCUUAAAAUUUGCCGUACAAUUAGAAAUAGAUCCGGAACAUAUCAGUCCAGUCUUGAGUUAUGACAUUUUGUCAUAUUUGGUGUUUCAAGGGAUAUGUAUUUGCGAGGAAUUAGAAAUUAGUUGCGCCACACCAAAUUUGGACUUGAGACCCUGUCUUCGAAGACUUCAUUUGGUUGUCACGGCAAUCAGAGAAUUUCUUCAAGGAGUAGAAGCAUAUCAAAAGAUGAUACAUUUAAGCGACACUGAUAAAGAUAAUUUGGGUAAAUUGCAAUCUCAAAUAGUGAAGGUGCAAGAUUUGAAAAUGUUAUUUGUAUUAUUAUUGAGAAGGUACAAUGUGAACAUGCAAAGCAAACAGUAUUUGCAGGAUCUUAUUUUAACUAAUCAUAAUUUUUGUUUAUUUUUGGACAAUUCUUGUACUACACAAGAACACCAUUCUAAUAUGGCGGAACAUUUAAAAAAUUUUGGAACGGUUGAAAUUAUGCGACAAUAUGGGCUGCUGUUGGAAAAUUUCAAAGAAAAUGGAGAAUUCAUAAACAAUUGCAUUUUUACUAUGAUGCACCAUAUCGGUGGUGAUCUCAAUAAUAUAGAAACGUUAUUUCAACCAAGCAUUCUCAAAACGUUUUCCCAAAUAUGGGAGACCGAUUAUGAACUUUGUGAUGAUUGGUCUGAUCUUAUAGAAUACGUAAUACAUAAAUUUAUUAAUAUUUCUGGAACGCAUUGCAUUGAUAAUAAUCCAUCGUCCAUAGAUUUUAACGGAAAUCUCGCUACGAAGACAAAUGAAAAAGUUCCCGAGUGUAGGCCUCUCGAUGAAAUACUAAUGUUGUUUAGGUGGACUAAAGAAGAAAAAGAUAAUCUACUAAAGUAUUAUAAUCAAAGUAAAGAAUCGUCUAACGCUAUUGCUGGAAUAACACAAAGAUACGAAGAAAGCGGAUUCAAAAUCAAAUCUCAGAUGUCAAUUAUAGAAGAACUUUUAGAACAAAAUAUAAUAUCCGAAAAUGAAUACGAGAAUCUUCUUAAAGAGCGAAGAAUCGAAAGACGAAAUAGUUUCGCCGAUGUCAAAAGAAUGAGAAGGAUCGUUGAGGAUAUACCUAUUCACAAAGGCAAUCUGAUAGUCAGCGAUACAGAAGCUAUCAAAGAUUAUUUGCACAAAGAAAACAAAGGAAAAUUUUUAGAUUGGCUCCAGGAUGUAUUAUUAGAAGCGUGUUAUGUCAAAUUAUUGUUGGGCAAUCCCGAACAGUUUAAAGAAACCCAUCAUUUAUUAGAACCGAUAGUUUAUUAUUUUACCAUGUUGAAUUUGCCUAUACCAUUAGUCCCGUGGACCGUAGAUCAAGGAAACAUUUUGAAGUAUCAACCAUUCGUAUUAUUACUUCAUAAACUCGGCUUUUAUUUACCGGUUGACACCGGUAAAAUUUUCGUGAGAAUACCAAACUUUUGGACUGCCGAUCAUAUGUUCAGUAUAGCACAACAAUUAGGACCAGUAGACAAAGACAAAAUUAAAUUCGAUGUUAAUACAUUGAAAGGACUAACAAAAUGCAACGGUUACGAAAUAAAACCAAAUCUAACACCUUCCCUACUCGAUACUGGAAGGUAUUCAGUGCCAGAUUUUAAACUAACACCAUCUGUCGUCAGAUAUACACCAUUACCCAACACAUCAGAAUGGUUCCAAAAUGUAUUGAAAGUUAAAUUAACAGCAACCAUUCCGGAUAGUUUCGAACAUAUAGCUAGUAUCGGCCAAUUAUCCAUCGCAAUUCCAGAUAAUGAAAUUAUAUCUUGCAACAUUCCAACUCCGGAGCUGAGUUUAGCUAAUCGAGCUAUUAACUCUUUAAAAACGACGACCAUUGACAUGGAUUUUCUGGCGAAUUACGAUAAUGAUUUGUUGAGUGGUGACGAAAUAGAAAGAAAUACCAAUUGUGACACUCCCUCCGUAGCGUCGGAUUUAAUGUGUGUGAGUGACGAAGAUGACAAAGUGAUUUUGAUUUUAAAACAAAGUGACAAAAUUGCGUGAUUUUUUAGUUCAAUCUAAAUAGAGAUAUGUCUUAUUAAUGAAAAAAAUUUAUACAAAAGUUAUAUUUUUGGUCAUAAAUAUUGUUCGUAAUAAUUGAGAUAUACUUGUAUGUACUUUAGAUGAAUCUGCGUAUUUGUUAAAUACGUAAAUUGAGCCCGUUUCAUAAAAUGAAGUUAAUGAGUUUAAUGACGCAUAUGACAGAAUAGAAAUGAAACAAAUACACUUAUAAUAUAUGAUUGAAUAUGUUUCCAAAUGUUCUUGAUUUUUAUUCUCUUCUAUUUUAAAAUUAAUUUUGUUUUUGAUCAUUUUUAAAAGAUUGACAUUUCGAUUUUAGUUGAAGUCUUCUGCAACAGUAUCUUUUAGGCUUGACGUGAAACAAUUACAAAUAAACACACUGCCUUGAACUUUACAUCACAACAUUCACCUCAUUAUUGUUAUCAAGCCGAAGUAUAAAAAAGAUUCUUUAUUGUAAUAAUGUUCAAAAUUUGGAAUCGGUAUUUUAUCAUAUUUCAAACACUAGAGAAACCAAUUAUUUUUAAUGGUAUAUUGAAUGUAUUUUGAAAGUAAUUUAGGUAGCAUUUUUGCGUAAUUGAUGUUUGGUAUAUUUUAUAUUGUUCUAAAUUAAAUAUAUUGAGAGUCUUGA
Molecule: messenger RNA, 4447 nt
Organism: Diorhabda carinulata
Lineage: Eukaryota; Metazoa; Arthropoda; Insecta; Coleoptera; Chrysomelidae
Gene: tim
Product: protein timeless
Exons: 16
Coding region: 226-3804 (1192 amino acids)
Biological process (GO): replication fork arrest; DNA repair; DNA replication checkpoint signaling
Cellular component (GO): replication fork protection complex
Molecular function (GO): DNA binding
Source: RefSeq, a predicted model, not a curated record